AUGGUACGCGGUCUGGACCAGUUCGACGAGUGGGCAGACAAGUUUGAGGACCUGCCGCUCUACUUCAUGACCUUCCACGGGCACCAAAGCAUCAAGACGGUGAUAGAGACCAUGCUGCACGCAGUGUACAUGUAUGAUAUCAGCCACGUGGUCAUUGACAAUCUCCAGUUCACGAUGGGGCAGGAGCAGCUCACUGUGGACAGGCUUGCGGUCCAAGACUACAUCGUGGGUGCCUUCCGGAAGUUUGCCACGGACAACAGUUGUCACAUGAGCCUGGUCAUCCACCCUCGGAAGGAGGACGAAGAGCGAGAGCUUCAGACGGCCUCUAUAUUUGGGUCUGCGAAGGCCAGCCAGGAGGCCGACAACGUGCUGAUCCUCCAGGACAGGAAGCUGGUGACGGGGCCAGGGAAGCGGUACCUGCAGGUGUCAAAGAACCGCUUUGAUGGGGACGUGGGGGUCUUCCCCCCGGAGUUCAGCAAAGCGUCCCUCACCUUCUCCACCCCUAUCAAGGGGAAGGCCCGGCUGAUGAAGGUGAAAGAUGACAGUGGAGCGCCGCCCAAGCAGGCUCCGGCUAGAGGCAGCGGGGCCUCUAAGAAGCAGUGA
Chelonia mydas (Green sea turtle) is the source of this 603-nucleotide messenger RNA. Its product is annotated as twinkle protein, mitochondrial-like. Gene Ontology annotation, biological process: mitochondrial DNA replication. Gene Ontology annotation, molecular function: single-stranded DNA binding; ATP binding; 5'-3' DNA helicase activity. The record is from RefSeq and is a predicted model, not a curated record. Lineage: Eukaryota; Metazoa; Chordata; Testudines; Cheloniidae. Bases 1 to 603 code for a protein of 200 amino acids. Gene Ontology annotation, cellular component: mitochondrion. The transcript has 2 exons.